Ambispora gerdemannii is the source of this 1419-nucleotide messenger RNA. NCBI's taxonomy places the organism in Eukaryota, Fungi, Glomeromycota, Glomeromycetes, Archaeosporales, Ambisporaceae. The record is from the annotation of a GenBank genome assembly.
AUGGCUUCAAAUCCUUCAAACGAGACAAGUAUAACAUCUCCGAUAAAAUAUGAAACCGGUGAUAUUGGAUUUGUACUAGUGGCAACGGCACAAGUGUUUCUUAUGGCACCAGGCAUUGGAUAUUUUUACAGUGGAAUGGCACGUAGUAAAAAUGCUUUGUCGAUGAUUUUAUUGUGUUUAGCAUCAACGGCUGUUGUAACUUUUCAGUGGUGGUUAUGGGGUUAUAGUUUAACAUACAGCACUACAGGAGGGGAUUUUAUUGGAAAUCUUGACCAUAUGUUCUAUCGCAAUGUGUUUGAUGGUCAGUCAGACAUGGCUAAGACAAUUCCAGACUUAGUUUUCGCAAAUUAUCAAUGUAUGUUUGCUGCUUUAACACCCGCUCUAGUAGUUGGAGCUGCAGCCGAACGUAAUCGUAUGCUUCCCACGAUAGUAUUUAUUUUCAUUUGGACAACACUAGUGUACGAUGUUAUCGCUCAUUGGACAUGGUCCAAGCGGGGAUGGGCACACAAAAUUGGGAGUAUUGAUUUUGCAGGUGGUACACCGGUGCACAUCACAUCCGGCGCAGCUGCAUUGGCGUAUGCAAUGACACUUGGGAAACGAAAUGGUCAUGGCAUGGAAGAAUUCAGGCCACACAAUAUAUCUAGUAUUGCACUUGGCACGGUGCUUCUUUGGUUCGGAUGGUUUGGUUUCAAUGGUGGUUCAGCUUUUUCGGCAAAUCUACAAGCGGCCAAUGCGAUCGUAGCGACGAAUUUAGCAGGAGUGGUUGGAGGACUGAGUUGGAUGUUAUUAGAUUAUCGUUUGGAACGUAAAUUAUCCAUUCUCAGCUUCUGUUCAGGUGUAAUUUCCGGUUUCGUCACAAUUACACCGGGUGCAGGUUAUGUUAGUCCUGCGUCGGCUGUACUUUUUGGAUUACUAGCUGGCAGUAUAUGCAAUAUGUCGGUCAAAUUGAAACACUUUCUUGCGAUUGACGAUGCUCUGGACGUUUUCGCCGUGCAUGGUAUCGGGGGUCUGCUUGGAAAUGUGCUCACUGGAAUAUUUGCACAGAAAUCAAUUGCACAGUAUGCUGGUAGAAUGGAAACAGAGUUUGCCGGAGGUUGGUUAGAUGGAAAUUGGGUCCAAGUAGGUUAUCAGUUAGCAGGUUCAGUCGCAGGUCUUGUGUAUUCUUUCAGUGUUACAUAUUUUAUCCUAUUUAUUUUAAAUAAAAUCCCCGGACUUGCACUUCGCGUGGACCCCGAAUCCGAGAAACGGGGUCUUGAUGAAACAGAAAUGGGUGAAAUUGCAUUGUUCCAUGCGACGAAACUGGUAGCGACUAAUCCAAGAACCGGCGAAUUACGAGUGAUUCGUGAAACAUCCCUCUUUCAAAGCAACGAAAAUGAUAUACCAAUGGAAAGAAUUGAAAGACGACCAUUCGUUAAUUAG